AGAGUAUUUAUACUAUACACAACAGAAUCUCUUCUUCUCUUUCUCAAAGAUUCACUGGAAUACCCCUGCACUGCUCUCUCUCUCUCUCUCUCUUCUCAUCUUAAUCCCCUCCCCCUUUUCUUUUCACUCAACAAAUCAGAAGGUUAAUCUCUCAAAAGGGGUGAAAAAAAUACACAUGUUUUUACGCUGAAAUAAUAUAUACCAAUUGAAUUUUUUCAAUUCAUCACGCAAAACCUUAAAUGUACUGUUGUACUUACCCCUCCACUCUCUCUCUCUCUCUCUCUCUCCCUCUCUCUCUCUCUCCCUCUCUCUCUCUCUCUCUCUCUCUCUCUCAUUGUCAUAUCUUUGCAACAUCAAAUAGUCCCAGCAGUCUCCACAUCAAAACCAUAAUCAUCACGCCUCUCCUCCCUCGCACGCAGCUUCCUCUUUCCGACACUCUCCCCUUUAAAAAAAGGUUUUUAACCAAAAUCGAUCGGUAUCAUAUCCCAAUUAACACAGUGUCCCAAUUCACGCACAGACGCUAGCUACCAACACCCUCUCAUCUCUCGAUCUCCAUUUCUCAUCAAAAUGUCCAUAAACCACUUCCCCACUCCCAACAUUCCAGAAUCCUUCUGGUGGAGUACAACUCCCCAGCCCAUAGCCGUGGAACCCCCGAACGCCCCCAACGGUGGCGCCGCCGCCGACCUCGACGGCCGAGCCGCUUAUGAGGCGGAGGAGGAACAGGGCAGGGAAACCAUGUUCGAGAAACCGCUGACGCCCAGCGACGUGGGGAAGCUGAACAGGCUGGUGAUACCGAAGCAGCACGCGGAGAAGUACUUUCCUAUGGGCGGCGGCGGCGGGGCCGCCGAGUCGGGCGUGCUGCUGAAUUUCGAGGAUGAGUCGGGGAAGGCGUGGAGGUUUCGGUACUCGUACUGGAACAGCAGCCAGAGCUACGUGUUGACGAAGGGGUGGAGCAGGUUCGUUAAGGAGAAGAGGCUUGACGCCGGCGACGUCGUUUUGUUCGGGAGGGACAGGCGGGAUGGCGAGAGGCUGUUCAUCGGGUGGAGGCGCCGUACCCCCGCCCCGGUGCAGGAUAGCAUGGCGGGACAUUCUAACGCGGAUGGUACUGGAGCGUGGACCAGGAUGCUCUAUUCUGCGCACCCUUAUCCUCCGCACACACCCCCAUCCCUACCAUACCAACCCGAUGAUCACCGUCUUCAUGCAGGGUCUGUGAAUAAUGAUGAGAGGCAGCAGCAGGAGGGAACGGCAGAGGGAAGGUCGAAGCGACUAUUGAGGCUGUUCGGGGUGAACCUGGAGUGGCACCCUGACGGGUCGGAGCCAUCCAGCUGCACCACCUCCCAGGGCUCGUCUUUUUCUGGCACCCAAGCUCCGCCGCAUCAUCAUCAUCACCAGCCCUCCUUCUACCCACAACCCCUACCUUAUUCUCACGACAAUCACAAUAUGGUGCAGGUGCAGGCGCAGGAUGUCAAUAUCUCCCGAGAUGUCAGCCAGAUGAGAAAUCGCCGAGGAUAGGAUCCCCCCAGAUGUGACGCAUUGGAUUGACUUGCUCAUCUAAAGAAAGCAGCAGACUUCAAUGUGCCCAAAACACCCCCCAAAAAAAUUGAAAAAGAAAAAAAUCCCUGAUUUUCAGGAUAUCAUCUCAUAAAAAAGUUCUUUUUUGAGAGAGGAAAAAAAAACAGAGAGAGAGAGAACAAGGGUAGAAGGGAAAGGAAGGAAGGGAUAUGUACCUUUUGAAGGGCAGGGGGGAGGAUGGGCCUAUAAGUGUAGGGGGGUAGGGGGGGCAGGGCAGCAGAAUGGGGCAUUUUGCACAAAAUGAGGAGUGGGAGGGGGGAAGAAGUACUGUCAUCGAUAUCAGAAAUAUAAUCUGCGUGUACAUAUUGCCACCUUAGGUGUUUUGCCUCUAGAGUUUUCACAUUUCAUAUAUAUAUAUAUAUAUAUAUAUAUGAUCAGAUUCGAAGCCAGCGUGGGUGGGUGAAUGGAUGACAGCCCCACCCCACAUAGAUCUCUAUCUGCAUUGCCCAUCUCCAUCUCCCUUUUUUGUGUUUAUGUAUGCGUAAUGCGUCUAGCUCUGUUGGUGCUGUUAAUUUUGGAUGUCUAUAUAUCUGUAUGCUCUUUCGGCAUUUUUGCAAAGAAGAAUUUGAAGAGUAUGUUUGUAUUGUGGACGUGUCGUUUUGGGGAUGUAAUUUGUCAAUCUUAAAGCUCUCAGAAGCUAGUGACAUAUAUAUAUAUAUAUAUAUAUAUAUAUUUCUAUCACUCAAUUCCUAUUUUAGCA
Malania oleifera is the source of this 2272-nucleotide messenger RNA. Its product is annotated as B3 domain-containing protein At2g36080-like. Bases 568 to 1512 code for a protein of 314 amino acids. The transcript is spliced from 3 exons. NCBI's taxonomy places the organism in Eukaryota, Viridiplantae, Streptophyta, Magnoliopsida, Santalales, Ximeniaceae. The record is from RefSeq and is a predicted model, not a curated record. Gene Ontology annotation, molecular function: DNA binding; DNA-binding transcription factor activity.